AGUGUUCUUAUCAGUGUAGAGGUAAACAAUGCAUAUCAUUAAUGGAUGAUACUUGUAAUGUUGUAAGUGGGAGAUAAGGACAUUUUUCAUCUUAUAGGGGGAUGUGAAUGUGUGCACUCCUUGUUACCUUAGUUAAAACCCUGUUUAUAAAGUCUUAAGCAGUUUGUUGAUUUACCUUACAUGUGACAGAACAGAACUACCAGUAAAUAAGGCUAUUUUCUCCAGCCAGCUGAUCUGUUUGUUUUCACAAAUCAGAUGGUUAAACAGUUGAUAAUGAAUAUGUAUCCUUUUAACCUUUGAACAAACAUGUCAUCAUCAGUUAUAAAAAUAAUGCAAUGACCAGGGAUUAAAACAACAACAACUGCAAAAAAUAUAUAUAGCCUAUAAACUAGUCAUCAAUGACAGUUGCUUUUCAUCACGAAUCACUAAGUUACUCGAAGUCUUUGUGAUAAGACUAAAAAACACUGAGGAAAGGGGUGGAGCUUGUGAACCUAAUGCUCUUGCUGCGUAGACAGUGUAUUCGUUCUGCGUUUCUAACUAUGCCUGCAACUGGUUGUUGUAAUAACGUAACCAUUUUUGAUUUGUGUAGCACCUUUUUGCCCUCAGAUUUGUCUUUGAUAUGAUUUUGGUUUCGCCUGUUUAUCUGAAAAAGGAUAAACCAGUGACGUAGUCAGAAACAAAGCCUACUUUGUCAUGGAUGUGUAAUUCCUGGCAUUGACUCAUUUAGGCUCGAAUGUGUUGUAAGUCACUUUGUGUGACACUUUAAGACAAGCAAGGCUUACUUUUUUCCUGUGAGGAAAAGCAGUGAUGGAGGGUCUUAGUCUGUCAACUGUGGUUGUUAACAGGAAGAAUGUGAGGAACGAUCAAGAUGUGUGUAAGUCCCCUUCAGAAGAACCUUUGUUUGAAUGGCUACACAAGUACCGUAAAGCCACCAGAGGCAAAGGAGUCAUGAAAGAAGCCCUUACUCCCAUAGGAGCAAAACUGUCAAAGAUGAACCAGCACAAGAAAACAGACAGGAGGUUACCUGUAAGGGAGGACCAGAGAAGCAACAGAGAAGAGGAGCAGCACAGAGUGGAUUCAAGCCCAGAAAGCCAGGGCAAAGCAGCGCGUGAGGACAGGGAUGACAUGGUGCGCUCCUCCAGUCACACCCUGUCCAACAAAGCCCAGAUGCUGACCAUGCCGCAGUUUGGCCUGAGAGACAACCUCAUCAGGUGUGAGCUACUGAAGAACGAGGACCAGUACACCUACCUGGAGAACUACAGUUUCUUUCUGGGCACAUACAAUGUCAACGGCCAGACACCAAAAGAAAGCCUUCGUCCGUGGCUGGGAUCCACCCCCACCCCUCCUGAUAUGUACUGUGUGGGGUUCCAGGAGUUGGAUCUCAGCAAGGAGGCCUUCUUUUUCAACGACACACCCAAGGAGUCUGAGUGGAUGAAAGCUGUGAUCGAGGGGCUGCACCCAGAUGCCAAGUAUGCCUUAAUCAAGCUGGUGCGUCUGGUGGGCAUCAUGAUGCUGUUCUAUGUGAAGAAGGAGCACGCAGAGUAUAUCUCUGAGCUGGAAGCAGAGACCGUGGGCACAGGCAUCAUGGGAAGAAUGGGUAACAAAGGUGCCGUGGCCAUCCGUUUCCGGUUCCACAACUCUGACAUCUGCGUGGUCAACUCCCACCUGGCGGCCCACGCUGAAGAGUACGAGAGGCGCAACCAGGACUAUAGGGACAUCUGCAGCCGGCUCCAGUUCCACCAGCUGAACCCCAGCCUGCCCCCUGUCCCUAUCAUGAAGCACAGUGUCAUCUUCUGGCUGGGGGACCUCAACUACAGGAUAAACGAUCUUGACCUUGAAAAUGUUAAAGAUUUGAUCUCCAAGAAGGACUUGAAGACGCUGUAUGAUUACGACCAGCUGAAGAGACAGAUCGAAGAGGACGCCGUGUUUGUGGGUUUUACAGAAGGAGAGAUUGAUUUUCAGCCCACAUACAAAUACGACACAGGCACUGACCAGUGGGACACCAGCGAGAAGUGUCGUGCCCCGGCAUGGUGCGACCGGAUUCUGUGGCGUGGGAAAAACAUCCGGCAGUUGCACUACGAGAGUCACAUGGUCUUGAAGACCAGCGACCACAAACCUGUCAGCUCGCUGCUGGAGAUAGGGAUCAAGGUGGUGAACGACGAGGCCUAUAAGAAGACCUUUGAGGAGAUUGUGCGCUCCAUAGACAAGAUGGAGAACGACUGUAUUCCGUCCGUGACCUUGUCCAAACGAGAGUUUCACUUCAAGGACGUGAAGUACAUGCAGCACCAGGCGGAGACGUUGACCCUCCAUAACGACGGGCAGGUCCCGUGCCAGUUUGAGUUCAUCCAGAAGCCGGAUGAACCCACCUAUUGCAAACCCUGGCUGACCGCCAACCCGUCCAAAGGGUUCAUUGCUCAGGGUGGAAACGUAGAUAUCGACCUGGAGGUGUUUGUCAACCGCUCCACUGCUCCAGAACUGAAUUCGGGCCUGCAGCAGAUCGAGGACAUCCUGGUCCUACACCUGGAGAGGGGCAAGGACUACUUCCUCUCCGUGACGGGCAACUACCUGCCCAGCUGCUAUGGCACCUCCAUCCGGACGCUGUGCCAGCUGAGGGAACCUAUCCAGGACAUGCCCCUGGAGAUCAUCCGUGAGCUGACGGAACUAUCUGAAGGUGAGACCAGAGCUGAGAGCACAGACAAGCCUCUUGACAUCCCUAAAGAGAUCUGGAUGAUGGUGGACCACCUGUUCCGCAACGCCAGCAAACAGGAGGAUAUAUUUCAGCAACCUGGGCUCCGGAGUGAAUUUCAAGAGAUAAGGGAUUGCCUUGAUACAGGCACGCCAGACUCGCUUCCUGGCAGUAACCACUCUGUGGCAGAAGCAUUGCUCCUCUUCCUCGAUGCUCUCCCUGAACCCGUGAUCCCCUACUCCCUCUACCAGCAAUGCCUGGAGUGUUGCUCCAACACAAGCCAGUGUAAGAAGGUUAUUUCCAUGCUACCUCAGUGCCAUAAAAACGUGUUCAACUAUCUAGCGGCAUUUCUACGCGAGUUGUUAAAAAAUGCUAUACACAAUCGACUGAAUGUCAACAUUUUGGUUCCCAUUUUUGCUGCUUUGCUACUGAGGUCGACUUCAAAACAAGAUCUUGCUGAGAAACGGAAGACUCAGGAGUUCUUCCAUCAUUUCCUGGUCCAGGACCUCUCCUGAAUAGCGCACGGAUCCUUUCACUGAUUUCACUUAGUGUACAGCUCAGUAUUUGUAAUUAGUUUGUAAUAAUUUCAUAAAUGAAGUAGGUUUUUGUUUGUAAGUGAUAGUCUAAUUAUGUUCACUGAUUUAAAAACUUUUUUUUUUACAGUAAUGUUUCAAUGUAAGAUAUCAUUACACAGCUGUUACUGUGUAAUGAUGAGCAGCUGUAGAAAUAUUUUUAUGUAUGUAAAGUUACUAGUUAUUUAAAAAGAUGAUUUGUAUUUUGUCGUUUAUGAUGUCAAAACAACCAAUUGUUUUUUAUAUAUAUAUAUGUAUAUAAAAAGUCCUGU
This is a messenger RNA of Hypomesus transpacificus, 3530 nucleotides long. RefSeq names its product inositol polyphosphate-5-phosphatase B (gene inpp5b). Gene Ontology annotation, molecular function: phosphatidylinositol-4,5-bisphosphate 5-phosphatase activity; inositol-1,4,5-trisphosphate 5-phosphatase activity. The transcript is spliced from 19 exons. The coding region runs from base 808 to 3201 and encodes 797 amino acids. Gene Ontology annotation, biological process: phosphatidylinositol dephosphorylation; signal transduction. Gene Ontology annotation, cellular component: cytosol; membrane. NCBI's taxonomy places the organism in Eukaryota, Metazoa, Chordata, Actinopteri, Osmeriformes, Osmeridae. The record is from RefSeq and is a predicted model, not a curated record.